AUGGCGAUCAAUAUCAAUCGCAAUGUGCUCGAUCCCUUUUAUCGUUACAAAAUGCCCCGUCUACAAGCGAAGGUCGAAGGCAAAGGCAACGGAAUCAAAACAGUCAUUGCAAACAUGACCGAAAUUGCCAAAGCUCUUGAGCGCCCACCAACUUAUCCAACCAAGUAUUUUGGGUGUGAAUUAGGCGCGCAGACCAAUUUUGACAUGAAAAAUGAGCGUUUUAUUGUGAACGGUGAACAUGACGCGGCUAAACUGCAGGAUAUUCUGGAUGGUUUCAUCAGAAAGUUUGUUCUGUGUGCAGCAUGUGAAAACCCUGAAACUACUUUGGUUGUUAAGAAAGGCCAAAUCCACAGUAAAUGCAAAGCUUGUGGAAAUACUUCAAUCAUCGAUCCUAAACAUAAGCUGUCGACGUUUAUCAUGAAGAAUCCACCGAAAGUGGACGAGAAGGAAAAGAAAGAAGGUGGUAACAACGGUUCCACAGAUAAUUCUGUAAUAGAUGGAGAAAUGCCAAGUGAUAAAGAUGUGAAUGGAAGUGCAUCGGAUGAUGUUGAUGACGAUUGGGCAGAGCCAAUAGACGAUCCGGCUGGUGGAGUUUCUGCACAAAUUGGCAAACUGAUAAUUAGCAGAGAUCUUGACAAACCAAUUGAAGAGCGGCUUGAUAUGCUACAUCAGUAUUUCCUGAAAGCUAAAGCCGAUGGCACGUUCCAGAAUAGUAAGAAAUUACUAAAUGAAGCAGAAAGAUUGGAGCUAAAAUCAAAGGCUACUCUCUUAUUGGCUGAUGUUUUAUUUGAUACAAACGUCAUCAGUCAAAUUAUGGAAUAUCGAAACAUCCUUCUGCGUUUCACUGUUAAUGAUCACAAGGCACAGCGUCAUCUUCUCGGUGGUAUAGAACAGCUCAUUUCCAAACAUCUCGACACUUUGUUUCCAAAAUCAGCCCAUAUUAUUAAAGCGCUUUAUGACAACGAUGUGGUGGAAGAGGAGGUUCUUUUGGCUUGGGGAGAAAAGCCGAGCAAGAAGUAUGUUAAGAAGAAAUUGUGCGUAGAAAUAAUUGCUAAGGCGCAACCUGUUUUGGAUUGGUUAAAGAAUGCAGAAGAAGAUGAAAGCGACGAUGAAAAUGACGAAGAUGGAGCUAUUGAAUUUGAUGAUCGCGCCCGAAAGGUGGGGACAGUUGAAAUGGAUGCAGCAAAGAAGAUAAAUGGCACUGCUCUAAUUGAGAAGAUUAAGACUGAGGAAGAUGGUGAAGUUGAUAUUGAUGAUAUCUAA
This is a messenger RNA of Brugia pahangi, 1263 nucleotides long. The record is from the annotation of a GenBank genome assembly. Lineage: Eukaryota; Metazoa; Nematoda; Chromadorea; Rhabditida; Onchocercidae.